This is a messenger RNA of Myotis lucifugus (little brown bat), 1360 nucleotides long. RefSeq lists its product as uncharacterized. Lineage: Eukaryota; Metazoa; Chordata; Mammalia; Chiroptera; Vespertilionidae. The coding region runs from base 564 to 1286 and encodes 240 amino acids. The record is from RefSeq and is a predicted model, not a curated record. The transcript is spliced from 3 exons.
UCUAGAAAAAGGCUGUCGUGGACAGCAUUUCCAUCUCUUUAACUUAACCUUUCUUGGCAAUUAGAUCUAAAGGUAACAGGCAGAGAUAGAUGUCUCUUAGUUGGCAACGCACACACACACAAAACAGCAUUUUCCUCCCCAUGAUGACAGCAAGAUAUCAAGGAUGCCAGAGAAAAGGAGUGUUAACUUAAUCUAAUAAGUGAGACGAGAUCUUAAAGUAUAACUAAAAUGUCCCAAGGAAAAAAAAAUACUCGCUGAGAUUCACUAUUUAAAAAACGUUGGCAAGCGUUAAUGGUUUUUUUUCCACGUUUGACUUGUUACCAAGACGAUUAAGAAACAAGGGAAUAUGAUUAUGUGACUGGAUUUUUAAAAUAAAAAAGUAUUCUGCACCUCUGAAUAUAUAUAUACACACAUAUAUAUUUACAUAUACACACAUGCCACAUUUUAAAUGAAAUAUACUUAAAAGUGGCUGUUUUGGGUCCACUGGCAAGGAGGCCUCCUCUCUGCGAGGUGAAUUAUUUCUUUGUUUUUAAGUGCCUGCCUCCAGGGUACACAAGUGGGAGAUGAACUGGAAGGAAACCUGGGACUCAGGGGGAUGGGGCCGAGAUGGCUGGGACCGAAUCUACGAGCUGAAUGUCAGAGAAAAUCCUCCUCCAGCCUCGGAAGGGGUGUCUCCCCCAAUACCAGCUCCCUCCCCCCGGGCUCGCGGGGCGGGUCUGCUUUGCUCAGUUGAAGCGGCGGCCGCAGCAGCAGCCCCGGGGCUGAGCGGCGGCGGCCUCCCGGCGGUGCAGGGAAGCGGUGAUUCCAAGCGCGCGAGGCCCAGGGGAGAUCCGGCCGAGGCUGCCGCCGGGAUGGAGGAAGCGUCGAGUGGAGCUGAGCCACCGGGGAACGAUUUCCUCCCCAGCUCAGCUCCGCUCCAGCUUGGCAAGGCCUGUGUCGAGCGCCUGCGAGGUGGAAGAGGCCUGCGCCUCGGGCCUGGCAGCGGCAGCCGGCAAGCAAGUCGGGCACAGCGGGGUAAUAGGCGAGCUGUAGCCGCUUUCGGGAACCUGCGCCGCCUAGGCCGCUCAUUGUCUCUCCCCUCCACCCGGGGGGCAAACAGGAAGCGCGCAGCCGGGCCGAGCGACGGACAGGCGUCCAGACCAAUGAGCACCGCCGACAUCAAUCAAAAUAGGAAAAAAAAUUCCCCGGACCGCUCCGGCCGUGUCCGCCGCCGCUUCCCGCAUCCUCUCCCGCCGCCGCCGCCUUCGCUCCUCACCAUGUGUAAGGCGGCGGGGAGCCCCGCCUGAGGUGCCCUAAACACACUAUGACCGCUCCUGAAAAGCCUGUGAAACAAGAGGAAAUGGCUUGCUUUAGACGUGGA